UUAGAAACAGGUGUUGGAGCACUUCAAUUCCCAAUGGAUGUGGGUGCUUUGCACAUACAGUCACUGCCACGGAUGCUUUCAGCCCCUGAACAUGGCAGGCGUUCAUUGCUCUGCAGGCUGCUACGUGCCAAGGUUGGAGUAAUCAGAUGUCCGAUAUGCCGCCAAGAAUGCAGGCAGAUAGAUCUGGUGGAUAACUACUUUGUAAAAGACACAUCAGAAACACCAAGCAGCUCUGAUGAGAAAUCAGAACAGGUGUGCACAAGCUGUGAAGAUAAUGCUAGUGCUGUGGGAUUUUGUGUAGAAUGUGGGGAAUGGCUGUGCAAGACUUGCAUAGAAGCUCAUCAGCGAGUAAAAUUUACUAAAGAUCAUAUGAUCAGAAAAAAAGAGGAUGUAUCUUCAGAGGCCGUGGGAGCAUCUGGUCAACGUCCUGUUUUCUGUCCUGUCCACAAACAAGAGCAGUUAAAACUUUUCUGUGAAACAUGUGACAGGCUGACAUGCAGAGACUGUCAGUUACUGGAACACAAAGAACACAGGUAUCAGUUUCUAGAAGAAGCUUUCCAGAACCAGAAGGGUGCAAUUGAGAACCUGCUGGCCAAACUUCUUGAGAAGAAGAAUUAUGUCAAUUUUGCAGCUACGCAAGUUCAAAACAGGUAA
Messenger RNA from Meleagris gallopavo (turkey), 654 nucleotides. Lineage: Eukaryota; Metazoa; Chordata; Aves; Galliformes; Phasianidae. The record is from RefSeq and is a predicted model, not a curated record.